UCUCAGCAGAGGUACCCUCCUUUCAGAUAACUCUGGUUUGUGUGUCAAGUUGAUAUAAGACUAGCUAGCACAGAGGCUACUGGUGAAAGACAGCCCAGUUUCAACAAGAGACCCCAGCGUUUUGGAGAUGCCAGUACCAUGGGGUGAUCACCAAGACACAAUAACAGCAGUGGAGUGAAGCCGGCUGGAGCCCAGAAGACAAGCUGUGUGUGCUGCAGAGGACAGAGUCGGAGAAGGAGCCCAAAAGAUAGGUCUUGCUCAUCCUUUCAAGUUCUGGACUCAGAAUCUGUUACAAGCUGCUAGUUUUACUGUGGUUCCAUUCUGGCCCUGACUGCAGCGGCCCUUGAGGAAAAAAAGAAUUAUUGAGACUAUAGCAUGAGACUUCAAGCAGUUGGCUCAAUACUGGGAAAAUAAAGGAUCCUGCCAGAUUGGUUCUCCUGUCUGUAGCAAUGUUAGCCUCAAGAAAGAGGAUGGCCAAUUCUUCACGCUCCCAAGUUCUUCUCAUGUGGAAGCCAGACAAGGUUCAAAACGGCCCCCACAGUAUUGAGAAGCACUCACUCACUUCAAGACUCUUGCGUGACACUGAGACCUGUCGACAGAAUUUUAGGAAUUUUCCAUACCCAGAUGUGGCAGGUCCUCGGAAAGCAUUGAGUCAGCUCCGUGAGCUCUGCCUUAAGUGGCUGAGACCUGAGGUUCACUCCAAGGAGCAGAUCCUGGAGUUGCUGGUGCUGGAGCAAUUCCUGACCAUCCUGCCUGGGGAGGUUAGGGCUUGGGUAAAGUCUCAGUACCCAGAGAACAGCGAGGAAGUGGUGACCCUGGUGGAGGAUUUGACUGAGAUUCUGGAAGAAGAAGCUCCUCAGAGUUCUGCCCUUCCCCAAGAAAUCCCAGAGGAAGACCCCAAACAUGCUUUCCAGGCAGGGUGGCUCAGUGACUUGAUGACCAAAGAAUCAGUGACAUUCACAGAUGUGGCCGUGGAUAUCACCCAAGAGGACUGGGAACUGAUGCGCCCCGUUCAGAAGGAACUGUAUAAGACUGUGACUUUACAGAACUAUUGGAACAUGGUUUCUCUAGGACUGACCGUCUACAGGCCAACUGUGAUUCCCAUCUUAGAAGAGCCAUGGAUGGUGAUAAAAGAAAUUGUAGAAGGCCCUAGCCCAGAGUCGGAAACAAAAGCUGAAGCACAUAUUCCAUUAAAGGAUCUUCCGACCGUCAAGCAGGAUGGAACCCAGACCGUCAAAUUGGAAGAAGCUGAUAACUGUGAUGACGGAUUAGAGAGGCAGCCGGUGUAUGCCUUCAGGAAGAUUCCGAUGGAUGAAAGAGACUUCAGUUUGAAGUCAGAGAUUUCACAAGAAGACCCUCCAGAAGAAUAUCUUAGUAAAUACGAUAUAUAUAGAAAUGAUUUUGAAAAGCACACAAACCUAAUUGUACAGUUUGAUACCCAAUCAGAUAAUAAAACUUCUCUAUAUAAUGAAAGCAAGCCAACAUUCAAUAAUGUCUCAUCUGGUGUCGUACAUGGGAAAAUACUUCCUGGAGAUAAGCCUUAUUCAUGUAAUGUCUGUGGAAAAAAAUUUAGGAAAUACCCGUCACUCCUGGCACACCGAAAUAGCCAUGCCAAAGAGAAAUCUUAUGAAUGUGAAGAAUGUGGGAAAGAGUUUAAGCAUAUCUCAUCCCUCAUUGCACAUCAAAGAAUGCAUACUGGAGAAAAACCAUAUGAAUGUCACCAGUGUGGGAAAGCCUUCAGCCAGCGUGCACACCUUACUAUACAUCAGAGAAUUCAUACUGGAGAAAAACCCUACAAGUGUGAGGACUGUGGAAAAGACUUUAGUCAGCGUGCACAUCUUACUAUACAUCAAAGGACACAUACUGGUGAGAAACCAUAUAAAUGUUUGGAAUGCAGUAAAACCUUUAGCCAUAGUUCAUCAUUGAUUAAUCAUCAGAGAGUUCAUACUGGAGAAAAACCUUAUAUAUGCAAUGAAUGUGGGAAAACUUUCAGUCAGAGUACACACCUUCUCCAACAUCAAAAAAUUCAUACUGGGAAAAAACCAUAUAAGUGCAAUGAGUGUUGGAAGGUGUUUAGUCAGAGCACUUAUCUUAUUCGACAUCAGAGAAUUCAUUCUGGAGAGAAAUGCUAUAAAUGCAAUGAAUGUGGAAAGGCCUUUGCUCAUUCAUCAACUCUUAUUCAGCACCAAACUACUCACACCGGAGAGAAAGCCUAUAUAUGUAAUGUAUGUGGGAAAGCCUUCAGCCAGAGUGCAAACCUUACUCAGCAUCAUAGAACACAUACUGGAGAGAAACCAUAUAAAUGUAGUGUGUGUGGGAAAGCCUUCAGCCAGAGUGUGCACCUAACUCAACACCAGAGGAUUCACAAUGGAGAAAAGCCCUUUAAAUGUAAUGUCUGUGGGAAAGCAUAUAGACAAGGUGCAAAUCUUACUCAACAUCAAAGGAUUCAUACUGGAGAGAAACCCUAUAAAUGUAAUCAGUGUGGGAAAGCUUUUAUUUAUUCUUCAUCACUUAAUCAGCAUCGAAGAACUCACACUGGAGAGAGACCCUAUAAAUGUAAUCAGUGUAACAAAGAUUUUAGUCAGAGAACAUGCCUUAUUCAACACCAGAGGAUUCACACAGGAGAGAAGCCCUAUGCAUGCCGGAUAUGUGGGAAGUCCUUCACCCAGAGUACCAAUCUUAUUCAGCAUCAACGGGUUCAUACAGGUGCCAGACAUCGCAACAGGUGCCAGACACCGCAGUUAAUGGAUAUGACUUUGUUUAAGUUUCAUAACUUGAUUGCUUAAAUUUCAUUUUGUGUGCUGUGUCAGAAUAUUCAAAAAAUCUGAAGAAGUGCAAUAUGCUAGAUAUCACAGUAUCAGAAGUACCAGAAUUAGUAAAAUGGCUUGUCCAUUUAGAUUCUAGUGUGAAACUUAAAGUUCUAUCCACUGCUUAGGUUUCAUCUCAUAUCACUUGAAUUCAUUCCAGAAAGAAAUACUAUGAAAGGAUAUUUUAAAAACCUGUGACUCAUCACCUCUUAGUAUUUUUCAAGUAUGUUUUAUUGAGGCCUUAUGACUCUAACUUGGGCAAGUGUCCGUCAAGUAGAUCUCACACUAGAGAGUAAUAUUGACAUUAUAGGAAAGAAGAUGGAUGCUUUGGGGUGCUUCAUCCCAGCUUUGAAGCCUUAAAAUGAGUAAAAGGUCCUUCUCAUUUUUUGCUUCCUCUUUUCCCAUUAUAACUUCCGUGUGAAGUCAGUGAGCUUGAGGAGGAGACCUGAAAAGAUCUUAAGAGAUUUCUAUGUGACCACACUUCCACCAGGAAGAGGCGGCAAUCUGAGAAGAUAGAGGAUCAGGUUAUACAAAACCAGACAUGAACAAACUCAGACACAGAUUAAACACCCCAAGAUUAAAGUCUUAGUACAACGGUAUUUUUAGUUUCACUUGGUUUUGACAUCCAGUGUUACCCUGAAGAAAAAAAAAGACAGGCUAACCAUUCCCAUUUUUUUUUCCAGGUAGCUUUUAAAUUGACAAGUUUGCCCAUGGCUCUUACUGUAGCAAAGUCAUUUCUUUCUAUGAACCCCAUUUCCUGAGAGCCUACUGUGCUCAGGAGACAGACUUUUGAUUGAACCUUUUCAGUUAACAAAUAUCUUGAGUAAAGAAAAGGUAAGGAUAUGCUCUUAACUACUUUGCCAUGGAACAAGCAUAAUCCUAAAUGAGUGGCCAAAUACUACCCUAUAAGCCAGGUUAAGUGAGCAGUGAGCAUAGCUAUAUAAAUAACGUGAGAAUAAGUAAGAGAAAAGGUUUGAGUCCAGAGCAGGGUGGAAAGGAGUGAGGAAGGUAGGUAUGCAAGUAGCUGAUGUGACAUGAAAUAUAAUUUGACCUCCUUUACCUAAGGAAAUAAUAGCAGUAAAAGAAAAAUUAGCCUAUUUAUAGGAAGCUAAAAAGGAAGUUAUUUUCAGGAAUAAUCAGAAGCCUAAUACUCCUUCACACAUAGAAGUAAAAUAGAAACUACACUUAAUGUGUUAAGAAAAUGUUUCAUUGGAAAAAGCCUUGGUGUAGAAACUACCAGUAAUCAAUCAGUAAUCAUUAAACAGUAGCUGAGUUCAUGGGUCUUCAACAGCAUAAAAGAAAGAUUGGCAGGCAUCCAUUUUUUAAUUGCUGUAUUUACUAUCCAUAGCAUCAACUCUCAGAAUAUAAAGCAGAGCUUCACUCUGCUCAUCCUUGCUCCUCCAGUGCCUUGCAUAUGAUCAACAUAUGUUGGCUGAAUUGAUGAGUAAAUUGUGUGAAUUAGAUUUGAGUGGUAAGGUAGAAUCUCACGCAUGGAGAGAAAAUUUGUGGAACUGAAAAUAACUUUGUGUCCAUGUAUCACAUGUUUAACAAAUACUAUUUACCGUGUAACAACAGCUUAAGAAUGGAGAAUCAGAAGUAGUGGGACAUCAUUGCCCAAUGAAAGUUCCCUUAACUAAAUGAGAAGAAACAAAUUCUGGUACCAUAAAUACCUAAGUUUAUAUUGACAAUACAGCAUCACUAGACACCACAAGGAGGGUUGAAGAAAAGGUUGAGAUGCUGACAUCCUGAGGUUAUCUUUAUGGGAAUGUUUUUUGUUUUGGUUUUGAUUGUUUUUUUGGUUGGUUUAUUGAAACAGGGUUUCACUGUGUAGCCCUGGCUGUCCUGGAACUCACUCUGUAGGCCAGGCUGCCUCUGCCUCCCUAGUGCUGGGAUUAAAGGCGUGAGCCCCUGCCACCACCCAGCUGUGUUUUCUUAAUGAAAUUGUCACUUUCUCUUUUCUUGACAUUAAUUACCCUUGACUUCAUAGUAGUCACAAAAUUCUGGUUAGAAAUACUUAGAUUCUUCUCAUUCCUCAGUUAUGUUAAAACUAGCGACUGUAUUUACUAGAUGGUUUUUGAUGUUGCUUCAUGCCUUGCAUAAUGCUUCUUUCUGCUGGGGUGAGUGUGGUGUGGUCCAGGCCAUAGGGCAGUGUUUUGUGUUUCCUGCCUUUGUGUGUUUUAUGUAAAUAAUAUAAAGUCUUCCACUGGUACACAGAGGCAAGUAAGGCUCCUAUAAAAAAAAAAAAAAUAGAAUAA
Molecule: messenger RNA, 5062 nt
Organism: Peromyscus eremicus (cactus mouse)
Lineage: Eukaryota; Metazoa; Chordata; Mammalia; Rodentia; Cricetidae
Gene: Znf287
Product: zinc finger protein 287
Exons: 6
Coding region: 450-2786 (778 amino acids)
Biological process (GO): regulation of transcription by RNA polymerase II
Molecular function (GO): RNA polymerase II cis-regulatory region sequence-specific DNA binding; DNA-binding transcription factor activity, RNA polymerase II-specific
Source: RefSeq, a predicted model, not a curated record